This is a messenger RNA of Exophiala spinifera, 2307 nucleotides long. RefSeq lists its product as uncharacterized. The transcript has 2 exons. The record is from RefSeq and is a predicted model, not a curated record. Gene Ontology annotation, biological process: transmembrane transport; fungal-type cell wall biogenesis. Bases 1 to 2307 code for a protein of 768 amino acids. NCBI's taxonomy places the organism in Eukaryota, Fungi, Ascomycota, Eurotiomycetes, Chaetothyriales, Herpotrichiellaceae.
AUGCGGCCGCAAACAUCCUUGCGUUUCUUCCUCUCCCUACUCGCCGCCCUCUCAUUCUCGAACCUCACGUUCGCCGAAAGAAUAAUAGAGUCCAACUCUCUCAAUUCAUGUAAAGCCGGUUCGAAUUUCACAGCAACACUGUUCAAUGUUGCCUACACUCCUGGAAAUAACAGCGUCUCAGUCAAGAUCAAUGGCGUGUCUUCCAUCUCAGGCAACGUGACCGCCCUGGUGAACAUCAAAGCAUAUGGCUUUACGAUACUCAACGAUACCAUCGACCCAUGCGAAGAAAACCUCUCCGGCUUUUGCCCUCUCCAGACCGGCCAGAAAAUCGACAUUGAAACCAACAUCGAUGUGCCAAAAAGCGUGAGCAUUCCGGGCAUUGCCUACUCCGUUCCCGAUCUUGACGGUGUUGUACGCGUCGAAGUCUACUCCAAAGAUACCGGCGAAACGAUUGCGUGUAUGGAGGCCGAUCUCUCAAACAGGAAGACCGUCUAUCAGCCUGCUGUUGGUUGGGCAACGGCCGUGAUUGCUGGCCUGGGUCUCGUCGCUGCUGGUGUGACUUCUGGACUGGGCAAUCCAAAUACCGCUGCUCACGUUGCUGCCAACGCCGUUUCGCUGUUUGGAUUCUUCCAAGCUCAGGCUGUCAUCGGCAUGAGCUCCGUGACCAUGCCCCCCAUUGUCCAGUCCUGGACCCAGAACUUCCAAUGGAGUAUGGGAAUUAUUCGUGUUGGCUUCCUUCAGAGCAUUGCCACCUGGUACCAGAGAGCAACGGGUGGUACUCCCACGACCUAUCUUUCAACCCUCAGCACAAUCUCCGUCGAGGUUCAAAAACGGGCUGUGAAGCGCUCUAUCCAGUCCAUGGUAGCCGCCAUUGCAUAUUCGUCUCGGGGUGCUCGCUACCUGGCCAAGCGCGCAGACGGCACUGAUGGUGCUGCAGUUGCAGACACUAAAGUCGUCCGUGGUAUCGAUAGAGUCGGGUUCCGGGCGGGAAUUGAGCAGACCAACAUUUUCAUGACGGGGCUGAUCUUUUUCGUCUUCAUUCUCUUCAUGACUGCUAUCCUCGUCGCCUUGACCAAAGCCAUCCUGGAUGGUUGCGCCAAGGCCGGUUGGAUGAAAUCUGACAAGUUUCUGGAGUUCCGCAACGGCUGGAAGAUUGUCAUCAAGGGUAUUCUGUUCCGUCUGGUCUUGCUUGGCUUUGUCCAAAUGUCCGUCCUCUGUCUAUGGGAAUUGGUUGAACGUGAUUCAGCUGCUGAAGUCGUCCUGGCCCUGGUUGUGUUUCUCUCCAUGGGGGCUGCUUUGGGCUGGGCUUCCUUCAAAGUCAUCCAGCUUGCGAAGAAAUCAGUCACCAUGCACAAGAACCCUGCUUAUAUCCUCUACUCCGAUCCUCAGGCUCUGAACAAAUGGGGUUUCCUCUACAUCCAGUACCGGGCCACAGCUUACUACUUUGUCGUUGUCAUGUUGGGCUACAUCCUGCUCAAGGCUGUAUUCAUUGCCUUUGCACAAAAGUCACCAAUUACCCAAGCCGUCGGACUUCUCAUUGUCGAAAUCGUCUUUGUCAUCGGCGUCGGUAUCGUCAAACCGUGGAUGGACAAGAAGACCAACAUCUUCAACAUCGCCAUUGCGUCUGUCAACGCUCUGAAUGCUGUUUUCCUGCUCGUCUUCUCGGAUGUUUUCAACGCGCCCUCAAUGGUGGCUGGUAUUAUGGGCGUUAUUUUCGCCUUGUACAACGUCAUUUUUGCUGCCGUCCUGCUUCUCCUGGUCCUGAUCUCUUCGAUCUACGCCAUCUCUUCCAAGAACCCCGAGGUUAGGUACCAGCCGAUGAGAGACGACAGAGGUAGCUUCAUCAAGUCCCAAGCCGCUUUGACGACAGAGCUUGAUGCUCUGGGAGCCACUGCCCGAGGGGAGAACGAGCCAAAGACUGCUUACAAGAGCCUCGACGAUGAUGACUCAUUGUCGAGCGAGUCCUUGAAACAUCAAUCUGAUGCCACACUACGACCGAUGUCGCAGACCAGGGGCAUGUAUGGUCAACAAGAAACACCAAUGUACCCCAGCGAAAACAAUGGCCGGCGAGGACCCCCACAAUCGUACGAGCAGCGACAAAUGUACAACCAAGGCUACGGUCAGAGCGGUGACUACGGCUACUCCAGCAGACCAACAACGGCACCAAACCAACAGUACAACGACAGUAUGAGUAAUGUCAGCGGCGGAUACGCACCACCGAGAUCCGCCGCGGGGUACGCUCCCCAGCAAUCCUUCCGAGCACAAAACAAUUCCAGCCCGUGGCAACGAGGUGCAGGUUACGAUUGA